CACGCAGCCGGGAGGUCCUCUUCUUCCAACCUUCACAAGCACCUCGGGUUCGUGACACUUCAGUGGCGAAAAUGGCAUCUGCUUCAUCUGAUGGUGACGUUGCCGGCAAGCCGCCUCUUGGAAUGGCUAUUGUUCCGGAGGCCUACAUCAAAGCCAACCAAUUACAGAAAUACAUCAACAUAAAAGGUCUCGACUUACUGCAAAAGUCCUUCGGCAGUGGACCAAACCGUAACCGGCAGUUCAUCGACGUUGGCUGCGGGACAGGCGACUUCACGCGUCAGGAGCUGUUGCCACGCUGCCAACCUUGCGGCAUGAUGGUGGCCAUUGACGUGUCCGCUGAAAUGGUGAAGUAUGCCAAGGAGAACUUCCCGCAUCCGCAGAUCACGUACGAGGUACAUGACAUCGAAAGCGACGUGUCGGGGCUCGUCAAGAUGUACGGCAAGUUUGAGCGCGUCUACUCUUUCUUCGCCCUGAACUGGGCGGAGGACCUCGGAGCUGCUCUAAGAAAUGUGGCAGCAUUGAUGACCGACGAGGGGGAGUGCUUGCUGGUUUUCGCGGCUCGCAACAAUUUCUUUGUGGUGUGGAGGAAAAUUGUGGAGCUGGAUCGAUGGAAGCCGUACAAAGGAGUUGUUGAGCGCUUUAUUCCCUCAAGCCACGACAUCGAAGACAGUUCGGCCCUUACUCCGUACAUGCUUGGCAUCCUUGAAAGCGCCAACCUAAAGCCACGCAGGUGCGAUGUGAUGACUAUAAACAUAAUCGACAUUGGUGUGGACAAAUUCAUUCAAAUGGAACUGGCUAUAGAUCCCAUUGCACCAUUGCUGUCCAAGGAAUCGAAGAGGCUGUUUGAGAUCGACGUAACGGAGAUUAUUCGCAAGAUGUGGAGUGAAAAACCGGCCGGGGAUCCAUAUUAUCUUCAGGAUAGUUUCUUAGUUCACGCAAGCAAAAUUGUAAAACGAUCUUAAAAAAAGUGUUUUAUGGGGGUUGGAUGCAUUCAAGCCCUGCUCAGAAUAAAUUCUUCAAGCUCAUAGAGCAUGAA
This is a messenger RNA of Ixodes scapularis (black-legged tick), 1036 nucleotides long. Its product is annotated as juvenile hormone acid O-methyltransferase. Bases 72 to 962 code for a protein of 296 amino acids. The transcript has 4 exons. The record is from RefSeq and is a predicted model, not a curated record. NCBI's taxonomy places the organism in Eukaryota, Metazoa, Arthropoda, Arachnida, Ixodida, Ixodidae.